Lactuca virosa is the source of this 2096-nucleotide messenger RNA. The record is from the annotation of a GenBank genome assembly. NCBI's taxonomy places the organism in Eukaryota, Viridiplantae, Streptophyta, Magnoliopsida, Asterales, Asteraceae.
AUGAACUCCGGGAAGACCCCAGAAGAUUUAAGCUUCCAUUGGUUGAGAAGAACCCUAUUAGGGUUACAUUGUACAGGAGAAUGUAAUUGUGGUGGGAUACAAUCAUACCACACUCAAGAGGUAUCUUUUUCUGUGGGAGAAAAACCUUUUUUUGACUCAAAAAUUCUAUUCAAAAAAAAAAGCUCAGUGAUGAAGUUUAUGAAACUUGGUUCUCGACCUGAUACUUUCUACAAUGCAAAUGGUGUGAGGUCAAUCUCUUCAGAAGUUCGUAGCGAUCUUGUUGUCCACGUGAAUGAAACACGAUAUUUGCUUCACAAGUUUCCACUUCUGUCAAAAUGCGUGAAGUUGCAGAGACUCUGUUCUGAGAACCCUGAAUCCUCUCACCUUCAUAUAACCCAACUCCAUGAUUUCCCAGGAGGCAGCAAGGCUUUCGAGUUAUGCGCAAAAUUCUGCUAUGGAAUCACAAUCACCAUCAGUGCGUACAACAUUGUAUCUGCUCUAUGUGCAGCCAAAUACCUUCAAAUGACCGAAGAUGUUGAAAAGGGGAAUCUAGUUCAUAAGCUUGAAGUAUUCUUCAACUCUUGUAUUCUGAAUGGCUGGAAAGAUUGCAUCGUAACUCUUCAAACCACAAAGCCAUUCAAGUUACAGUCGGAGGAAUUGGGUAUUACAACCCGCUGUAUCGAAUCCGUGGUGUCAAAAGUCAUUUCUAACCCUUCCAAGGUGAGCUUAUCACAUAGUCAAAACGGGGACAGAGAAGUCAUUGAUACAAACAAAAAGUGGUGGGGUGAGGAUAUUUCAGAGUUGAGGAUCGAUCUUUAUUGGAGAACAAUGGCAGCUCUCAAAUCCGGAGGGAAAGUGCCUGCAAAUCUUAUAAGUGAUGCUUUGAAAAUUUACACUUCAAAAUGGCUGCCAAAAAUUUCAAGAAAUCUUAAAAUCGUGUCAAGUUCGAAUGGUGAAUCGGAAUUGGAAUCCUCGAAAGCAAAUACUAGUAGAUUGCUCUUGGAAUCGAUAAUUACUUUACUCCCGAUGGAAACCAAUUCCGUUUCUUGUAGCUUUUUGCUCAAACUAUUAAAAGCAGCCAAUGUGCUUCAAGCUUCGGCUUCUUCAAGAUUGGAAUUAGCAAGAAGGGUUGCACUGCAAUUAGAUGAAGCUAAAGUUUGUGAUUUGAUGAUUCCCUCUAUAUCCAACGAUAGUGAUACGAUAUACGAUCUUGACAUAGUUUUGAACAUUUUGGAGCAGUUUAUGUUACAAAAGCAAAGUCAAAAGACAAGUUCUCUAAGAACAAAUGGCGAUCGUGAGUGCCAGGAAAGCAGCCUAUCUUCUUCUUCAACGAUAAAUGGUUCCAUGGUCAAAGUCGCAAAGCUUGUAGAUGGAUAUUUACAAGAGAUUUCUAGAGAUGUGAACGUGUCAUUGUCGAAGUUCAUUUCUUUGGGUGAAUCGAUUCCUGAACUCGCUAGACUGAAUCAUGACGAUCUUUACAGAGCCAUUGACGUGUAUCUCAAGUCGCACCCAGACCUCACCAAGAGUGAAAGGAAGCAUCUUUGUCGAACACUGGAUUGCAAAAAGCUAUCUUUUGAAGCAUGCAUGCAUGCAGCACAAAAUGAGUUUCUACCAUUACGGGUGGUAGUACAGGUGCUAUUCUUUGAACAUGCACGUGCUGCCAUGGCUAAUGGGCACCUGACCGGGCUGCCCGGGAACAUCAAGGCACUGUUAGCUGCUAAAGGCAAUGGAACAAGCCCACAUGGUUCAGAAACCGUAAGCACGAACAUGAGCACACCUCAAGGAGAUCACGAGCAGUGGGUCAAGCCAACAAAGUCAAGGAUGAAACUAGCAGUAGAUGAAAAUCCUGAUGAUGGUUCUUCAAAGGUGAAACAGAGUUCAUGUUUGGUUCCUAGACGGAGGAUGUUUAGUAGGUUGUGGUUGAUGAAUCGUAGUGAAAUCGAAAACAAAAGCAAAGCUGAAAAAGUUGUAAACUGUGAAUAGGAGAUUCGACUUGCAUUGGUCUUUUGUGGCUUACUAAACGUUUUGAUGCAUUAUAUUAAAGUGUAUUCGAUGAAUAUAUAUACAAAAUGAUCUUGCAAUAUGAAUGAGAAUAA